This is a messenger RNA of Penicillium subrubescens, 760 nucleotides long. RefSeq lists its product as uncharacterized. The transcript has 3 exons. Bases 102 to 386 code for a protein of 94 amino acids. The record is from RefSeq and is a predicted model, not a curated record. NCBI's taxonomy places the organism in Eukaryota, Fungi, Ascomycota, Eurotiomycetes, Eurotiales, Aspergillaceae.
CCUUUGCAUCUUCCACCACUUUCUCAUCUCCUAUUCUAACAUAUCUCUCCAAUUCAAAUCACUGUCUAAAAUUGCAACCCUCUCCAUCUCACAAUACCGAAAUGUCUCAAUACGCCUUCCCUGGAGCCAACUCCUCUCACAGACCCCAUCCGACCGGGCCGUCCAUCAAGCCUCGGCCUAGCCGCUGGUAUCUCCCAGUUGUCGCUGCCAUCGGACUCGGCUUCGCCGGCUACAACUACUACAACGAGGCUAAAUCGCGGCACGAGUUCGCCAUGGCUGAGGAGGAGAAGCGCCUUGCCCGAAACCGGAAACUCAUGGACGCCUACGGGAGCAAAGACAGCCUGCACGAUGUACAGCAGGCCCUCGACACAUACCAUGCUCGAUGAGCGUGUCCCGCUUCGGACAAGGCCUGCGGCUAAGUUGAGGUCAAACCUUUCUUGUCGCUCUCCGUCGCAAUGCUGGUUUUUGUGACAAAGGGCAUUUUAUGAUGCAUGGAGUUAUUUUGCGAGGGUUUUGGCGUCGGUGUUUUGGGAUUUUCUUUUGGGGCUUCAUUUCCCCCCUUCCCCAGAUAGUGUGACAUUCACUAUCAUAUAGGUGGAUACCUUUAUACCAUUUUCUAUGUUCAACAACACAAGUACGCUGGCAAAUAAUUCUUGCCUCAGACUGGAUGAUGAUACCAUCCAUUUCACUAUACUCAAAAUGAAGAAAAAAAAACCUCAUAACACUACUGAUCACUACAUGGGAACCAAAUGUUCAAGCC